Molecule: messenger RNA, 1062 nt
Organism: Giardia duodenalis
Lineage: Eukaryota; Fornicata; Diplomonadida; Hexamitidae
Product: ENC6 protein
Exons: 1
Coding region: 1-1062 (353 amino acids)
Source: RefSeq, a predicted model, not a curated record
AUGCACGCCCUUAACCAGGACUGCUUCACCACGAUUUCCGUGCCUUCGGUCGAAAAGUUGCGAGUCUUCCACUCCAUCCCUCAUGGCAUAGACAACCCUCCGCGCCUUCUUUUCCUUCAUGGUUACUCUUUCUUUACAGACCUCUACGCCACUCUGCUUAACGAACUUUGCACCCACUUCGAGGUCCUCGCGUUUGAUUCUCCUGGUACUGGGGGCUCUGGUCCCAUCUUCGACGGCGAUUACACCGUCAACAGCCUCGUCGAGGUUGCUCUAGAACUAUUGACUAUUAGCCAGCUGAGAUGGGUUCCCCGUGCGGCUUCGGUCCUGUACAAGGCGAACAUGAAGUACGACCCUGACAAAAUGCUCGAUUCGCAAUCGGGGGAGGACAGGCAGCUAGCCGAAUCAUUGGUCGAGUCACUGGCCUUGAGCACAGAUAGGAAGAAGUUUACCAUUGUUGGACACUCUAUGGGCGCAUUUCUAGCAGCAGAACUUACAGUAGCGUGCUGGAACUGCGUGGAAGCCGUCUAUAUGGUAGCCCCAGCGGGGAUCAAGUGCGAAUUGAAGAACUUCUGGUCAGACCUCUGCGGCGGUGCUUUAGGAAUAUUCAGGAGAGCAUAUGCGAAGCUGCGCCAUAAGCAGACCAUAGAGAAAUGGGUGGCUAUUCAACAAGACAGUCUGGCACAGGGGCGCUCUGUGACACAUGCCGAGCAGAUGCAAAGAGAUUUCUCUGAGGCGUAUUUGGCUAACUCAAAAGCAGCCGUUUCUCGCUUUUGCUGCCUGGUGGACUUCCCGUGGUCUAACGGGCAUGACGUGUUUAGAGAAUUGGAAUCUAUAAUAGAGAAGAAGGGGUUGAACGCUUACUGCUAUCUAAUGGAGCAAGACGAGAUAAUAUCGUACAAGGAUGUCAGUGCCUUCUUCAGAGACAUCAUGCCCAAUUGCCGUCUGCACACCGUUUCGGCCGCCAAUCAUGACUGGGUGAACGACCACCCCCAUCUACUGGUUCAUAACAUAAUUAACGACCGGGCUCAUCUGACUGCGGCUACGUCUAGUGUCGAGAUCUAA